CGCAUGUCAGUCGUCCACCGCUUCGCUUACGCCACCCUGGUCGCCACGGACUCGUACGCGGUCGGCGCAGAGGUCCUUCGCGCUAGCUUGCUUGCCACCAAGUCCCCAUAUACGCUGGUCAUCCUGCACACACCCACCGUCUCUGAGAGCGUGGUGGAGAACCUCCGUCGACUGGAAAACGUCCAGGUCGUUCCCGUCGCGUGGCUGUAUCCACGACCCGACCAAGCCACGAGCUACGCCUUCGACCGGUUCAAGGACGUGUGGAAGAAACUGCGCGUGUUCGAGCUGACGGUGUACGACACCGUCGCGUUCCUCGACUCGGAUAUGCUCGUCACUCAAAACAUGGACGAGCUAUUCACGCUCAUCGGCGACGCCCCAGACACUCUCGUGGCCAGUUUGGCCUGCACUUGCAACCCCAUGAAGAUUCCUCACUAUCCAACACAUUGGCAGCCCGAGAACUGUCCGUACUGGAAGCGCGAGCAUGGCGGCAUGGUAGACUCGAACAUUGUCCCCAAAUACUUUAACUCUGCUAGACCAUCAAACUGCUCGCCUAAACUGGUAGACAUGGCCACGUUCAAUCGAUUGGUCAGUCGGUUUCAGGACGAACCAGACUUGAGCCGGUUUGUAUUUGCCGACCAGUGCUUCUUCAACGAAAACUUCCCCAACUUUCACGUGGCGAGCUACAAGUACAACGCGGUCAAGAUGCUUCAGUCGGCCCACCCUGCGACGUGGAACAUGGAGGUAGGUAGGUGUCAGGACUAUUUCUCAUCUGGCUUGGCUGCAGGAAGUGAAGAACGUGCAUUUCAUUCUCACGAAACCAUGGGACGUCGAUCCAACAGAUCCAGGUCAAGGGGAAGUUCCCUUCCUCGAUUUGUACAAAAUCUGGUGGGCCACAAGGGACAACAACGCCCCCGCCGCCGCCUUGUCGACGUGAUCGUAGUCGCACCGGCGAGUCGAUGGAAGCUGCUGCGUACUAGAGCAAGCCAAAGUUGCCACAAAUCAUCGUGUUGUCACCCGCCCAGAACGUACAGAGCUGCGAUACAGGGUAUGUAGUGGUAUACUGUAAUGUUAUCAUUGGUGAGGGGGGUUCAAAGCAGGAAGUGUAGCUUACGCCCCAUUAAACUACAAGGAUUGGCAUCACGCCGAUGGCACUACAGCAAUGCAAAGCGAGCCAAACCUCUAGUACUUGCGCAACAUCACAGUCUACACGGCUACAUCAGCAACCUAAUCGAGGCGAAAACAGUGCCACUCCUGAUGAAGUGCACUGGUAGGCUGCUGCGUCCAGCCAAAGAAGUACAGAAAAUCAAUAUGCACCGUAGUGCAAAUUAAAACUUCCAACGAGUAUUGCGUAUAUGUGACA
Molecule: messenger RNA, 1360 nt
Organism: Aphanomyces astaci
Lineage: Eukaryota; Oomycota; Saprolegniomycetes; Saprolegniales; Verrucalvaceae
Exons: 3
Coding region: 4-1053 (349 amino acids)
Molecular function (GO): glycosyltransferase activity
Source: RefSeq, a predicted model, not a curated record